Molecule: messenger RNA, 1486 nt
Organism: Heteronotia binoei (common prickly gecko)
Lineage: Eukaryota; Metazoa; Chordata; Lepidosauria; Squamata; Gekkonidae
Exons: 2
Coding region: 146-1156 (336 amino acids)
Source: RefSeq, a predicted model, not a curated record
UGUUGCCUUUAAAAAUGAGGUCAAAGUCUGGAAUUUCCUCACGGUAUAAACAGCAAAAAAGUAUUGCUCACUCAUCAUUGCUUCUGGGGAUUCAGGAGAGAGACAGCAAGAAGAACACUUGAAAGGGACAGAAGGUCUAAAGAAGAUGCUGCGUAUUCCUGGGGCUGUGCUUUUAUUCUUUUCAGUUUUCCCAUUCACCUCCACUUUUGUUGUUCAUUACACAAGUUCUGGUGGAAUAUGUCGAAAAGCUUGCGGGUAUCAUGGCUAUGCCUAUACCUGGUGUCAGCAAGGGGGGGGCAAUGGAAAAGAAUGGGACUACUGCUCCUUAGAAGAAGGCUUGGGAGCUUCAGGCAAAGCCUGUGCCACAUCCUGUACAUAUUGGGGGGCUGCCUACCGCAGCUGCUACUUUGAAAAUGGUUCUUGGCACUACUGUGGAUUGAUAGUCCAGCGGGAGCACCUUGAAUAUUCACAGGAAAAUGAUGUGUGUCUCAGUGACUGCAGAAUAAAUGCAAGUGAAGGUUAUUUUCAGUGUAACACAUUCCAGGGUUUUCAACGCUGUUCCCCGUUCCAUGAUAUCACUCCCACAGGCUUGCCCUGCCACUCUAACUACCGGUGUGCCAAAUAUGGGCACAGUGUGUACCAGUGCCAUACAGAGGAUAAGGAAGACAAAUGGGAUUUCUGUGGACAGAAGAGCCUGAAUCCAUGUGUGUGGAUCUUCUUUGAGAACAGCACUUCCCAAGCAGACAUCUGUACACUUCCUUACUCCCCAAAGAAGGGCAAAAUCAUUUUCCGCAGAGAGAGGCGAAAUGACAUGUUCAUUAUUGCCAAAGAGGAUGUCAGAAUGGCAGUGCAUUUUAUUGAUGGGAUCUCUUCUACCACAAGCUUCCCUGACUCUGUGAAUCUGGCACCUGUUCAUUUCUACAAGCAAGAGAACAUUUUCUGUAAGAGUCUCAAUUAUACCAAUCUGGAAUUGUGGAUGGACAUCUUUAAUCACACCUCUGUACCUGUUGCCCAUGUCAUCUUCCCAAGCAUCCUGGAUGCUGUUGAAGUCUUGCGUUUAGCAUUUUACACAAGCCUUCAUAGCACUUUCUAUAAACCUGCUUAUACUAUUACUGUGUCUGUUGGUGAACCAAUGUUAUGUCCCCUUGACCUGUGAGAAACCAGUAUGUAUAACAGGUAUAUUAGGUAUGCAGAGCUGUUUUUACCAUGGUAUCCCUGCAGUAUUAACUUGAGGACAUUGUUACCUUCUUCCUCUUAUUGCAGUAUCUUGAUGUUGGUUAUAGUAGGUCAUAUGAGAUGUCUUCUAGUCAUAAUCCUGUUAUCAGAUAAAUCAGUAACUAUUGCCUGUAACCUUAUUUGUACUCAUAAAGGAGCGCGCCAUAUACAUAAUACACUGGUAUUUUUGAUGGGUGGGGUGCUACACUUUGUAAUUUGAGAUAAUUAAAAUACGGCAUUUAUGAAAUCAAUAAAAUCUACUAAGUCUGAA